GGUUAGCCAGAAUUCAAGUUGACAGCUGAAAAUAUCUACGAGUAUAUGGGUUUCAUAUAGCAAGCUUUUAAAGUUCAAAUUCCGAAAAAUAAUAGUCAUUUCGAAUAACUAUCACAAAUUUCGAACGCAACACAAAACCAAUACCGCGCUUACCUAAAAAAAGAAAGCAAACAAUUUCAAAUUUGUUAUUUAAUUUUAUUAACAACGAAGAAAACAACAGCCACAAGAUGAAUAUGAAUUUUCAGUUUAAGAAGGAUCACACAUUCGAAAAGCGACGUGCAGAGGGAGAUAAGAUACGUCGAAAGUUUCCAGACCGUGUGCCUGUCAUUGUAGAACAAGCCGAGAAGUCACGUUAUGUUGCGCUGGACAAGAAGAAGUAUCUGGUGCCCAAUGAUCUGACAGUCGGUCAAUUUUAUUUUCUUAUACGUAAACGUAUUAAUCUUCGGCCAGACGAUGCCCUAUUUUUCUUCGUGAACAGUGUGAUACCACCAACAUCGGCCACCAUGGGUCUGCUGUACCAUGAGCAUCGCGAUAAGGACUACUUUCUUUAUUUGGCCUAUUCCGAUGAGAAUGUCUAUGGCCACGAACAGCAGGAGAUGUAAUUGUCAAACAGUUUCUUUUUUGCAGUUCGCAGUUUGUUAAUAAAAUAGUUCAAGAUUAAUCUUACAAUACAGUUACAGGGUAUUCAAAAUGCAAUAAAGCAAUAUUAA
This is a messenger RNA of Drosophila innubila, 710 nucleotides long. Its product is annotated as gamma-aminobutyric acid receptor-associated protein. Gene Ontology annotation, biological process: autophagosome assembly; cellular response to nitrogen starvation; macroautophagy. NCBI's taxonomy places the organism in Eukaryota, Metazoa, Arthropoda, Insecta, Diptera, Drosophilidae. Gene Ontology annotation, molecular function: ubiquitin protein ligase binding; GABA receptor binding. The record is from RefSeq and is a predicted model, not a curated record. Bases 228 to 602 code for a protein of 124 amino acids. Gene Ontology annotation, cellular component: autophagosome membrane; cytosol; autophagosome. The transcript has a single exon.